Messenger RNA from Elaeis guineensis (African oil palm), 2019 nucleotides. Its product is annotated as probable mitochondrial import inner membrane translocase subunit TIM21. Gene Ontology annotation, cellular component: TIM23 mitochondrial import inner membrane translocase complex. Gene Ontology annotation, biological process: protein import into mitochondrial matrix. Lineage: Eukaryota; Viridiplantae; Streptophyta; Magnoliopsida; Arecales; Arecaceae. The record is from RefSeq and is a predicted model, not a curated record.
CUCCUCCAGUCCAGUUGAGAAGAGUGACUCGCUUGUCGGCUGGUCUGUCUCUGAAAUUUGAGCGGCAACAUCCUUGAUCCUCUCUCAUAAAAAUGCUCACCGUAAACCUAGUGCCGGCAACGAUUUUGCCGACAUCGGUCUUUGGUACAAUAGUACACGAGGUGAGCGGUGAUCUGAGGCUGUGAGCUCAAAAUUCCGAUCCUUUCUUCUGUUCAAGGGCUUCUGCUCGCCUCUCUGUCGCAGCACAGCGGAACGCCGCGGGACGCGACGGCGAUGGCUGCUCGUCUGUUGAACCGAUCGAAAACCCUAACCCUAGCUCGCCUCCUCCAUUCCCCCUCCCCGAUCUCUUCCUCGCUGCCUCUCCGCCCUCCCGGCCGCGGCCGUGUCUCGCCCAGCUCCGCCGCCGCGGCAGGGCCCCUCAGUCCCCAUCUCCUUUCCUCCUCCCCUGUGCUCGAUUCGCAUCGAAAUGUCCGCCACAACGCGCUUGUCUGCACCCUUGGGUCCGGAAAGAUUGUAGAAGGGUCAGACCAUCCUAGCUGUUCGACUUCUGACAUCAUUAGGAUGAUCAAGGGUGUAUCGAGGGCUGAAGUUUUGUUUGGAGAACCCUUCGGAUGGCAUAUGAUCAACAGAAAUCCUAGAAAUCUUCUUGCUAAACAGUUUGGAAAGUAUUCAGUAAUUCCUUGUUCAGUUAGAAGCUCUGCAGCCAGAUAUUCUACAAAAGGAUCAGAAGAAACAACAAAAGAGGAGAUGAGAAAAGACAUAUCCACGGUUGAAGAUCCAUUUGAUGCUCCUACAUACAAUAUUCCAGAAAAGCCGGUGACAUUUGCAGAGGGUGCUUCAUAUAGUGUUAUAAUACUUGCAGGGCUGGGUCUUGCAGCCUUGGCUGUAUAUGCCGUUUUUAAAGAGUUAAUCUUUGAGCCAAAAGAGUACAAGAUUUUUGGAAAGGCUCUUCAAAGGGUUCAGAAUGAUAAUCAGGUUACCGUGAGAAUUGGUUCCCCUGUUAGUGGCUAUGGCCAGGAAACCAGAAACCGUGCUGCUCGCCAACGUAUUCCCAAUAGGGUUUGGACUGAUGAAGAUGGAGUUGAACAUGUAGAGGUCAACUUUUAUAUUCGCGGACCACAUGGAUAUGGAAAGGUGUACGCUGAAAUGUUCAGAGAUCUUGCUGAUAAGAAGUGGAAGUUCACAUAUCUGAUUGUUGAGAUUAAGUCACCAUUGCAUGCACAAUUGAUGCUAGAAUCUUAUGUCCCAGCCUAGGUUACAGACUGGCAAGCAAUUGUGACUGCUAUCUUCCCCCUUCAACCUUCACCUUCCCCCCUUCAUAUUUCUGGAUGUUCCUCAGGGAAAUAUGAAGUGGAAUGCGGCUAAAUGUUCCAUAGGGUUCUCAUCUUUGCUACUGUCUGAAGUAGCCUUUUCUUGCACGUUAUAGGCAUGAAUGAGCCAAAUCCCAAGGAAAACUUGAAGGAGAAAAUGGCUCUUUCUUAGGGUUUGGUUCGGGUUUAAUCAAGAUUUGCCAAAUCCAUGUGGAAACAUGAAGUAGAAUAGAGACAGACCCUAAAGAACAAAGAGAUGUAAUUGAAGAUUUUAAGAUUGCUAGUGUUUGCUUAAAAUUCAACGAAGGAAGAAAUGCUAGCACCCUAAUGGUCUCCUUCUCCGGACAAGGAGCAUUUUGGAGUUCUCACUUUGGUUAAUGAACCAAAAUGAGGCACAACUUCCCAAUCGGUGGUUGUCAGCCACCAUUUGCUGCAAUUUUGUGUUUUUUCUUUUCCCUUUUUUUUGGUUAUUUGGGGGGGGGAGGAGCGUAGCUUCUACAAAGGCAACCCAACAACAAUUUAAUAUUUGCGGUGGUGUUGCAAAGUUAGUCAUGGAAUCUUAUGUAAUUUGAUUGAUAACCACCUGAUGUGAUGGUUAAAUGCAUAAUUCAAGUGCUACAAUCUUACCAGAGGGAUCUCUUGGUAUGUAAGGUUAAGCAAUUGACAGUUAUUCCUGCUGCUUGAAUAACUUGAAAGGCAUCAUUUUGUC